GCCGGGCGGGCUGGCGGGCGGCCGGGCGGCGGCAUGGCGGAGACGAGCGGGGCCGAGACGAGGCCCCAGAUUCGGGUCACCGUCAAGACCCCCAAGGACAAGGAGGAGAUCGUGAUCUGCGAUCGAGCCUCGGUGAAGGAGUUCAAGGAGGAAAUCUCCCGGAGGUUUAAGGCUCAGCAGGAUCAGCUGGUCCUGAUCUUCGCAGGCAAGAUCCUCAAGGAUGGAGACACACUGAACCAGCACGGGAUCAAGGAUGGACUCACGGUCCAUCUGGUCAUCAAGACCCCUCAGAAGGCACAAGAUCCAGUGGCUGCUACGGCUUCUCCCCCAUCCACUCCAGACUCCGCCUCUGCACCCUCCACCACACCUGCCUCACCUGCCGCCCCUGCCCAGCCCUGCAGCUCCGGCAGCACGGCUGAUGCCAGCAGUGGAGGGGGGACCACCCCAGUGGCUUCAGAGGGGCCCCCCAGUGCUACUGCAUCAAUUCUCUCUGGCUUCGGGGGCAUCCUUGGCCUUGGCAGCUUAGGCCUGGGCUCUGCCAACUUCAUGGAGCUACAGCAGCAGAUGCAGAGGCAGCUCAUGUCCAACCCUGAGAUGCUGUCCCAGAUCAUGGAGAACCCCUUGGUCCAGGAUAUGAUGUCCAACCCCGACCUGAUGCGUCACAUGAUCAUGGCUAACCCCCAGAUGCAACAGCUGAUGGAGAGGAACCCCGAGAUCAGCCACAUGCUCAACAACCCCGAGCUCAUGAGGCAGACAAUGGAGCUUGCUCGGAAUCCAGCCAUGAUGCAGGAAAUGAUGCGGAACCAGGACCGGGCCCUCAGCAACCUGGAGAGUGUCCCGGGAGGGUACAACGCCCUCCGCCGCAUGUACACUGACAUCCAGGAGCCCAUGUUUGCUGCUGCCCGGGAACAGUUUGGCAACAACCCCUUCUCUUCCCUGGCCGGGAACUCCGAGAACUCAUCCUCCCAACCUCUUCGGACUGAGAAUCGAGAGCCCCUCCCUAACCCCUGGAGCCCCUCGCCCCCCACCUCCCAGGCCCCCGGGUCCGGUGGGGAGGGCACCGGAGGAUCGGGGACCAGCCAGGUGCACCCGACAGUCUCGAACCCCUUUGGGAUCAAUGCGGCUAGCCUGGGGUCAGGGAUGUUCAACAGCCCCGAAAUGCAGGCGCUCCUCCAGCAGAUCUCUGAAAACCCCCAGCUCAUGCAGAACGUGAUCUCGGCCCCUUACAUGCGCACCAUGAUGCAGACGCUUGCCCAGAACCCUGACUUUGCUGCUCAGAUGAUGGUGAACGUUCCACUGUUUGCGGGGAAUCCACAACUUCAGGAGCAGCUCCGCCUGCAGCUCCCCGUGUUUCUGCAGCAGAUGCAGAACCCAGAGUCUCUCUCCAUCCUCACCAAUCCCCGGGCCAUGCAAGCCUUGCUGCAGAUCCAGCAGGGACUGCAGACACUCCAGACUGAAGCCCCUGGGCUGGUACCCAGCCUUGGCUCCCUUGGGACAUCCCGGACUCCGGUCCCCUCGGCAGGCAGCAACUCUGGGUCUGCGGCCGAGGCCCCCACCUCUUCCCCGGGCAUGCCAGCCACGUCUCCUCCCACAGCGGGUUCCAGCGCCCAGCAGCAGCUCAUGCAGCAGAUGAUCCAGCUUUUGGCUGGGAGUGGAAACUCACAGGUGCCGAUGCCAGAAGUGAGAUUUCAGCAGCAACUGGACCAGCUCAACUCCAUGGGCUUUGUCAACCGUGAAGCCAACCUACAGGCCCUGAUUGCCACAGGAGGGGACAUCAACGCAGCUAUUGAGAGACUCCUGGGGUCUCAGCUCUCCUGAUCCCUGGGCCUGUGCCUCCUGCCUUCCCCGCCUCUCAGCACCAGCCUUUGGCUCCUCUGUCAAGCCCUACCCUCCAUAGCCUGUCUUUGACCUCUACGAACAGCAGGGUGACUUCAGAGGCGCGGGCUCAACCCGUAGCUCUGUCCAAGGAGUUUGAUUUUGUCACUGUCUCAUGAAAUCCUCUCUCCUGGUCUUCUCUGAGCAGAGCUAUUUAGUUUGCACAGUUGCGUCCAUUG
Messenger RNA from Acomys russatus (golden spiny mouse), 2054 nucleotides. RefSeq names its product ubiquilin 4 (gene Ubqln4). NCBI's taxonomy places the organism in Eukaryota, Metazoa, Chordata, Mammalia, Rodentia, Muridae. Gene Ontology annotation, molecular function: polyubiquitin modification-dependent protein binding. Gene Ontology annotation, cellular component: cytosol. The coding region runs from base 34 to 1818 and encodes 594 amino acids. The record is from RefSeq and is a predicted model, not a curated record. The transcript has 11 exons. Gene Ontology annotation, biological process: ubiquitin-dependent protein catabolic process.